This is a messenger RNA of Triticum dicoccoides, 3381 nucleotides long. Its product is annotated as DNA (cytosine-5)-methyltransferase 1-like. Gene Ontology annotation, molecular function: DNA binding; DNA (cytosine-5-)-methyltransferase activity; chromatin binding. The record is from RefSeq and is a predicted model, not a curated record. The transcript is spliced from 27 exons. Gene Ontology annotation, cellular component: nucleus. Gene Ontology annotation, biological process: negative regulation of gene expression via chromosomal CpG island methylation. Lineage: Eukaryota; Viridiplantae; Streptophyta; Magnoliopsida; Poales; Poaceae. The coding region runs from base 1 to 3381 and encodes 1126 amino acids.
AUGCCCCACCUCGCGCCCUCCGCCGCCGCUCCGGCCUCCUCCAGGCCCAGGCGCGCCACCUCCAAGCCGCUGCGCUACAGACAGGACGCCGACGACGCGGACGCGCAUGGGCUCGGCAAGCGCCGGCGGGGUGCCGCGGGGAAGGCUCCCGGCGAAACAAGCGCAGCUAUGCAGAUUGGUAAGGGGGAGCAGAUCAGCGCCCGAUGCCACUACACUUCUGCUUCUGUGGACGGCGAAAUCUUCAAUCUCAAUGACGAUGCCUUCAUCAAGGCUGGUCCCUCUGAAGAGAGUUACAUUGGCCGUAUUACAGAGUUUUUUCAAGGUAGAGAUGACAGAUCAUACUUCACAUGCCGUUGGUUUUUCCGUGCGGAGGAGACGGUCAUCUCACCGAAGCUGCUUAAGGUCCAUGAUCAUCAACAUAAUGAUAGGCGUGUUUUCCUUUCAGAGGAAAAGAAUGACAACAUGAUUGAGUCAAUAAUUUGUAAACUGAACAUAAUUUAUGUAGCCCCAAAUGAGAUACCACAGGCAAAAGACCGGUUAAUAUCAAAUUCUGAUUACUAUUAUGACAUGUCCUACUCGGUGCCAUGUUCCACAUUUGCCAAUAUGCCAGCAGAAAAUGAUGGUGCAGCAGACAGUGAUACAACUUCAGAUAUAUCUUGUGAAGAGGAGAAACCAGUGGCUGACCUUGUGACAUACAGUUUGCUCGAUCUAUAUUCAGGGUGUGGGGCUAUGUCAACAGGGCUCUGCCUUGGUGCAGAAUUGGCUGGCAUAAAACUAGAAACUAAAUGGGCUGUGGACAUGAACUCACAUGCUUGUGCGAGCCUAAAGCAUAACCACCCUUCAACACAGGUAAGAAAUGAGAAGGCUGAAGAUUUCCUAUCCCUCCUUCAACAGUGGAAUGCACUCUGUAAGAAAUAUGUCAUCCACGGCAGCAAUUCUUUGGGCUCUGAUCUAGCCCAGGCGUCAAACGAUGAUGAAAAUGAUGAAAACGAACCUCUACCAAAGGAUGUAUUUGAGGUAGAGAGGCUUGUUGAUAUAUGCUAUGGCGAUCCAAAUAAGACUGGAAAAAAUGGCUUAUGGUUUAAGAUUCGGUGGAAAAAAUAUGAUGCUAGUCAAGAUACAUGGGAGCCAAUUGAUGGUCUGAGUGGUUCCUAUGAGUGUAUUAAAGAAUUUGUUCAGAGUGCAUAUAGGGAUUCCAUUCUGCCAUUGCCUGGUUCUGUGGAUGUUAUUUGUGGGGGUCCUCCCUGCCAAGGAGUUAGUGGAUUCAACAGAUUCAGAGAGCACGAUGAUCCAUUGAAGGAUGACAAAAACAAACAGUUGUUUGUCUUUAUGGAUAUUGUUAAAUAUCUGCAGCCUAAAUAUGUUCUCAUGGAGAACGUUGUAGACAUCUUGAAAUUUGCAGAUGGGUUCCUUGGCCGCUAUGCAUUGAGCCGUCUUGUUGCUAUGAACUAUCAAGCAAGACUUGGGAUGAUGGUUGCGGGUUGUUAUGGGCUGCCGCAGUUUAGGAUGCGGGCAUUUAUCUGGGGAGCUCUUACUUCCAUGGUUCUUCCGAAGUUCCCACUUCCCACCCAUGAUGUUAUUAAGCGAGGACUAGUCCCAAAUGCAUUUUCGCGAUGUCUCGCUGCUUAUGAGGAAACAGCAAAUAAACACUUGAAAAAAGCUCUCGUCCUCGAAGAUGCAAUAUCUGAUGUACCCAAGGUUCAGAAUCAUCAGCCUAAUGAUGUCAUGGAGUAUGACAGUGACCCCAAAACAGAGUUCCAACGCUAUACCCGGCUUAGCAAUAAAGACAUGAAGGAUCACUCAUUUGUAGAUGCUACAACCAAGGAAGGUAAACUGUUUGAUCAUCAGCCACUACAAUUAAAUAAUGAUGAUCUUGAAAGAGUGCGGCAGAUUCCUGUGCAAAAGGGGGCCAACUUUCGUGAUUUGAAGGGUGUCCGAAUUGGGGCCAAGAACACUGUUGAGUUUAAUCCAGAUAUUCCUCGAGCACUCGUGUCUUCUGGGAAACCUUUGGUGCCUGAUUAUGCCAUGUCUUUCAUCAAGGGGAAGUCAUCAAAACCAUUCAGACGCUUGUGGUGGGAUGAAACUGUUCCAACUGUUGUCACAAGAGCCGAGCCUCACAACCAGGCUAUUUUGCAUCCCACCCAGCACCGUGUUCUGACUGUUCGAGAAAACGCAAGGCUCCAAGGCUUUCCAGACUAUUAUAGGCUCUUUGGGCCUGUAAAAGAGAAAUACAUUCAGGUUGGCAAUGCAGUUGCUGUUCCGGUUGCUCGAGCUCUGGGAUACUCCCUUGGACAGGCUCUCCGGGGUGAAUUUGUAGGAGACCAGCCCCUGUUCAAACUGCCUGAGGAUUUCACUUGUAUCGGUCAAGCAAGAGCCACAGGAUCGUCGAACUCGCUAUCUGAUUAUUCUGUAGUAUAUCAGAAAAUUUCAGGCACACAACAGGCUGCAGCUCUUAAUGCUACUUCUCAUUCUCAAGGACCACCUCAAUCUGUUUCACUGAAGUGUGAAAUAUUUCUUGUCUCGCUGAAGGCACCUUCUGCAUGUUUAGCAGCUACCUCCUACCUGGUUGCCAAACCUGAUGGUCAUGCAGUCACAGGCGCUGGCUGGGAGACGCUGGCGCUGGUUCUCAGCGGCGUCUUCAUUAGGCGGUUCUCAUCAUCUUCCCAUCUUCAAUCAAGUUGCACGACCCUGAUAAAUAUGGAUGAUCAGAAGGACCAAAAAAAUAGGAAAGAAAACCCAGAUAAAAAGAGGCAUGUAUGGAAAUCUUCGGAGGACAAAAUACUUCUCACCAUACUGAAAGAUCAAACUUUACACGGAGGGAAAGAAGAAACAGGUUACACAAAGAAAGCAUGGCGUGAUAUCUUAGAACAAUUCAAUGAUUCAAGAGUAGACAAACUUGAAUUACAACAAUUGAAAAAUCGCCAUAAGUACUACAGGAGUUGCUAUGCUGCCAUGGAUAGACUUCUUAAACUGACGGGAUUUGGUUGGGACGACGAUGACAAAAUGAUAAAAGCUUCAGAAGAAACUUGGGAGGAACUAAUUGAGAAGGAUAAGUCACUCCAAGAAUAUCGAGAAAAGGUGUGGCCUAGUUGGGAAGAUCUUCAACAAAUAUGUGCUAGUUCAACGACAUCUGGAGUUGGUGCUGUAUCUAGCAAAGGGAAAGAUGAUGCAUCACUCAGCAUUGCUGAAGCAAAGAAAAAAACAGCAGAACAAAAUGACACUUACUCGGUUAAAUCAUGCAUGUCAGUAUUAAAUAGUAUGGGUAGCCUCGAUGCCAGCACAAAACUGAAAGCAGUAAAAGCAUUUACAGAUGGUGACAAACGCGCCAUUUUCAUUGAGAUGGAUGAAGAAACUCGAAAGCUUUGGAUUCUUGAUCCUUAG